Archocentrus centrarchus (flier cichlid) is the source of this 1214-nucleotide messenger RNA. It is a transcript of the gene capslb, whose product is annotated as calcyphosine-like b. The record is from RefSeq and is a predicted model, not a curated record. Bases 142 to 768 code for a protein of 208 amino acids. The transcript is spliced from 6 exons. NCBI's taxonomy places the organism in Eukaryota, Metazoa, Chordata, Actinopteri, Cichliformes, Cichlidae. Gene Ontology annotation, molecular function: calcium ion binding.
AAAGCGGAAAUCUAAAGGUUAAGGUGCGCUGGGGUCUUUGCUCUGACUGCGCUGUGUCUCUACUGAUUUUCCUCAUCCUCCUCAACCUCACUCUGAACUUCACACAGCGGAUAGACACCUGUGCGGCACUCCAGGACAGGGAUGGCGGGUACAUCGAGACACGACAGAGAGAUGGCAAUGAAUGCCAAGCGCCAGCUGUCGGACUGCUCAGACCCCAUAGAGAGACUCCGGCUGCAGUGUCUAAUUCGAGGCUCGUCUGGGAUCAAAGGUUUGGGCAGAACCUUCAGAGUGAUAGAUGAUGACAACAACCGCACACUGGAUUUCAAGGAGUUCAUGAAGGGGUUAAAUGAAUAUGGAAUCAUGAUCGAGAAGGACGAGGCCACAGCACUGUUUCAGCAGUUUGACCGUGACGGGAGCGGGACCAUUGACUUUGAUGAGUUCCUCAUCACUCUGAGGCCACCGAUGUCCAAUGCCCGUAAGGAGGUGGUCAUGCAGGCGUUUCGAAAGCUGGAUAAAACAGGUGAUGGGGUGAUCACCAUUGAAGACCUGCGGGGUGUUUACAAUGCCAGGUACCACCCCAGGUAUCAGAAUGGGGAGUGGACAGAGGAUCAGGUCUUCAGGAUGUUCCUGGACAGCUUUGACUCUCCGUAUGACAAAGAUGGAAAGGUGACCCAGGAGGAGUUUAUGAAUUAUUACGCUGGUGUGAGCGCCUCCAUCGAUACGGAUGUCUACUUUAUUGUGAUGAUGAGAAAUGCCUGGAAACUCUGACUUAGCGUUUUGCUGGUGACCAAAGACGAGUUCGUGAAUUAUUACUCUGGAGUCAGCGCCUCCAUCGACAGCGAUGUCUACUUUAUACUAAUGAUGAAAAAUGCUUGGAAGCUCUGAAUCAAAAAUAAAACUACAAAUUGAUUAUACUGGGAAACACCUCAUGGCUCAAUUAGGAUACAUUCGUAUUUUAUGAUCAUCAUGAUGUGUUACUUUGGUCAGAUCUGUAGCUUAAAUUCAGAUAGAAAUCAUGUUCCUCACAGUUUAGUCUGACUUUUGUCAUUUUUGUAUUACAUUAACAUUGUUUUGAUCAUUAAUUAAAUGUAGGUGGACAUGAGGAAACAGCAGGAUUUAAUUUUUUACUUUAUUAUAAUAUACAUUGAUAUGUAUUGUGAUUAAAUAAAAACAAUUCCACAAUGCAUCAACACGAGUACAAUCUAACAUUACCA